Petromyzon marinus (sea lamprey) is the source of this 2162-nucleotide messenger RNA. The record is from RefSeq and is a predicted model, not a curated record. NCBI's taxonomy places the organism in Eukaryota, Metazoa, Chordata, Hyperoartia, Petromyzontiformes, Petromyzontidae.
CCAAAUAUACAGCAGGGAUCAGGGUCGGAACUGAACCAACACCCUCCUGUAUAUCAGGCGAGGCAGAUAAAUAUCUUUGAGCCACCAACUUGUGCACUAAGAUGUAGGAUGGGUUUAUCUCUCGAUACUCACCUCACAAGUGAGCCAUCGCACUGAUUCAUAUUAACAAAAUCAAAACGUUAUUUAUUUGAAUAUAUCUUUAAACAGUAAGAUUCCUUCGAUGCACUUUGUUCAUGUAAAUGUGUGCACAGUCGCCGUGUUCACCUUGAGGCUGUUGUUUGUGCACCUUGGGGUGAGUGGGUUCAAAUUCCAGGGAGUGUAUCGUGAAGUCAAUGACGACAAUUAAAGCAAUUUUACUUCCUUGUUCACCGUUGCUAUGAGAGACACGUGCUGGAUCAGCGUUUCUGAGCCACACAGCGAGCGAUCCCAGCGUGGAUAACGAGCCACUGCUGCCACUGCUGCGCUGCUCCAUCUGCCUGGAGGCGUUCGUCCGCCCCUCCACGCUGAGCUGCGGCCGCUCGUUCUGCCCGCGGUGCCUGGAGGCUGCCCGGGAGACGUCGAGCGGCUUCAGCUGCCCGCGGUGCCGAGCGGCGUUCCCUGUGCGACCCCAGCUGAGGAGGAACGUGACCCCUCGCCAAACCUGGCCGAACGGCUCAGAGCUGGAGUCUCGAUGGCCGCGGCCGUCGUGUGUGACAACUGCGGUGAUGGCCAGACCCCUGCAGUGAGGACCUGCCUGAGAUGUGAGAUGUCCUUCUGUGCGACGCACUUGAGGCCUCACGUGGAGAAUCUCAGGUUGAGUGACCACGUCCUGGUGGCUCCCAUCGAGAACCUGGUGGGGCGACAGUGCCGGCAGCACAGACAGGAGCUCAUUCUUUACUGUGAACAGGACGAGCGCCCGGUCUGCACACUCUGCAUCAUUGCUAGGGAACAUAGAGGGCAUGAGGUCGUUCCAGUGGAACAUGCACAACAGACAAAACAGGUGAGAUAUAAAUCCAUCACCUCAAUCGUCUCCUUCAAGAGAAACGAGGCGCUCAGACACGAGAUGACGGGGAGGGAGGAGAAGAAGACUACGGCAGAAUCACGGAUAGGGCAGCUCAGGGGUGACUACAAUCGCGUGCAGGAGUCUCUGCGCGGGACCAAGGCGCGGAUCAGCCGAGAGUUUGAGCGCCGGAGGGAGCAGCUGAGGGAGGAGGAGAGGGAGGCACUGGAGCGCGUGGACGAGGAGGGCCGCUCCGUGCUGUCCCGCAUCCAGGCGGACAUCGAUCGCUACGAGAGCAGAGCACGCGGACUGCAGCGGGAGAUCAACCAGCUGCUCGCCGCCCUCGCCGUGCAGAACCCGCUCACAUUCCUGCAGGAUCCCCUGCAUGAGAGUCUCAGGAGGAGCUCCGUCUCCCAGGAGACUCAGGAUGACCCAGCCCCCGUCUCGCACAGUUUGAACCUCGCAAAAUUCAUCUCAGCACUGCUCGUGCCGCUACUGCGCACGCGUCGCCGUGACCGCUGUGCGGGCGUCUUCGCUGUCUUCGCCACAGAUGGACGCUCACCGACUCUGGACGCAAACUCAGCCCACGACGGCCUCCGGAUUUCCUCGGAUCUCAGGACGGUGACGGUGAGCGAUGUCCCCCAGGGUCGCCCCCAUCACCCACACCGCUUUGAUGUCUGGUCACAAGCGCUGUGCUCUGAGAGCCUCUCGUCGGGUCAGCACUACUGGGAGGUGGAUGUGGGGAGCUCGUGGUCGUGUGAUGUUGGAGUCGCGUACGGGACGAUCCCACGGAGAGGGCGUGGUGCUGAGUGCGGCCUGGGAGGGAGCGACGUCUCCUGGUGUCUACUGAAACGUGGCUCCAGAUUCUCAGUGCGGCAUGGCGGGGUAGUGACGUCACUGUCGGUGCCGGAACCUCCGCGGAGAGUCGGGGUCCACCUGGACUGGGACGCGGGGCUGCUGUCGUUUUACAGCGCAGACUCCAUGGCGCUGUUGCACUCGUUUCACCAAACAUUCACUCAGCCCCUACACCCUGGGUUGGGAGUGGGGCUGGGAGUAGGGUGGUUGGGGUUUGUGGAGCUUGUGAUGUCGCACUCUACAUUUGGUGGGUCAGUGAGGAUCGUGGAUCUGAGUGGCGCGUCCUGAGAGAGGUGAACGCGAACAGCGCAGAGGGCAGACGCCACGA